CAGCCCAGCAGACUUAGGCCGUUAUAAAUCCGUUGGCGACCAUCGAGCAACCAGCUUCCACGCAACCGCACUAGAGUGCAGUUGGUGCAAGGCCGCUUGGCCCAAUGGUAAGGCGUCUGACUACGACCGAGCAUGACCAAACAUGCUUGACACAGUUAUCAGGAGAUUCUGGGUUCGAGCCCCAGGGUGGUCAUGUUUUUUUUUCCUUCGCGCCCGCACGGAGUUACGUCGUCUCUAGUGUUGUCGCGAGAAUCUCUAUUUUUAUUGCUAUUUACUUUCCUAUGCGCGACAGGAUCCUGGCGGCUCUACGGUUAUACCGAUGGGGUGCUCCGCUGGUUAUCGCAUGCGCUCGAUAUUAUCUGUAUUUUGAUGCAGUGCUACUUGUGGGUUCUCUGUUUGGCCUAAGGGGAUAAGCGUGGAUAGGCGUGGGUUGGGGCAAAUGCAUCAGACUAUGCAUGGGAACCAUCAUCCUCAAAGCAGACCGGUGGUAUUUUUUG
Molecule: messenger RNA, 497 nt
Organism: Durotheca rogersii
Lineage: Eukaryota; Fungi; Ascomycota; Sordariomycetes; Xylariales; Xylariaceae
Exons: 1
Coding region: 105-413 (102 amino acids)
Source: RefSeq, a predicted model, not a curated record